CGGGCGCGGCGGCGGCGGAGCCCGGGGCGGGCGGCAGCGAGGGGGGCGAAGAUGGCGGACGUGCUCAGCGUCCUGCGACAGUACAACAUUCAGAAGAAGGAGAUUGUGGUGAAAGGGGACGAAGUGAUCUUCGGCGAGUUCUCCUGGCCCAAGAAUGUGAAGACCAACUACGUGGUUUGGGGGACUGGGAAGGAAGGCCAACCCAGAGAAUACUACACAUUGGACUCUAUCUUAUUUCUACUUAACAAUGUGCACCUAUCUCAUCCUGUUUAUGUCCGACGUGCAGCUACUGAAAAUAUUCCGGUGGUUAGAAGACCUGACCGAAAAGAUCUACUUGGAUAUCUCAAUGGUGAAGCAUCAACAUCGGCCAGUAUAGACAGAAGUGCCCCUCUAGAAAUAGGUCUGCAGAGAUCUACUCAAGUCAAACGAGCUGCAGAUGAAGUUUUGGCAGAAGCAAAAAAACCGCGAAUUGAGGAUGAAGAGUGUGUACGCCUUGAUAAAGAGAGAUUGGCUGCUCGUUUGGAGGGUCACAAAGAAGGGAUUGUACAGACUGAACAGAUCAGGUCUUUGUCUGAAGCUAUGUCAGUGGAAAAAAUUGCUGCAAUCAAAGCCAAAAUUAUGGCUAAGAAAAGAUCUACCAUCAAGACUGACUUGGAUGAUGAUAUAACUGCCCUAAAACAGAGGAGUUUUGUGGAUGCUGAAGUAGAUGUGACCCGAGAUAUUGUGAGCAGAGAAAGGGUGUGGAGGACUCGAACAACUAUCUUACAGAGCACAGGAAAGAAUUUUUCCAAGAAUAUCUUUGCAAUUCUUCAAUCAGUAAAAGCCAGAGAAGAAGGGCGGGCACCCGAACAGCGACCGGCCCCAAAUGCGGCACCUGUGGAUCCCACGUUGCGUACCAAGCAGCCUAUUCCAGCUGCCUACAACAGGUACGACCAGGAAAGAUUCAAAGGAAAAGAAGAAACGGAAGGCUUCAAAAUUGACACUAUGGGCACCUAUCAUGGUAUGACGCUGAAGUCUGUAACGGAGGGUGCCUCAGCCCGUAAGACGCAGACUCCUGCAGCACAACCGGUACCAAGACCAGUUUCUCAAGCCAGACCUCCCCCAAAUCAGAAGAAAGGAUCUCGAACACCCAUUAUCAUAAUUCCUGCAGCUACCACCUCUUUAAUAACCAUGCUUAAUGCAAAAGACCUUCUACAGGACCUGAAGUUUGUCCCAUCAGAUGAAAAGAAGAAGCAAGGCUGCCAACGAGAAAAUGAAACUCUAAUACAGAGAAGAAAAGACCAGAUGCAACCAGGGGGCACUGCAAUUAGUGUCACAGUUCCUUACAGAGUAGUAGACCAGCCCCUUAAACUAAUGCCUCAAGACUGGGACCGGGUUGUAGCAGUUUUUGUGCAAGGUCCUGCAUGGCAGUUCAAAGGUUGGCCGUGGCUUUUGCCUGAUGGAUCACCAGUCGACAUAUUUGCUAAAAUUAAAGCCUUCCAUCUCAAAUAUGAUGAAGUUCGUCUGGAUCCAAACGUUCAGAAAUGGGAUGUAACAGUAUUAGAACUCAGCUAUCACAAACGUCAUCUGGAUAGACCAGUUUUCUUACGAUUCUGGGAAACCCUGGAUAGGUACAUGGUAAAGCACAAAUCCCACUUGAGAUUCUGAAUUACUUGUUUUCCCGCUUUUCUGGAAAUCUGGAUUAAGAAGCAUGGAUACACCGUGAUCUAGAGACUGGGACUCAAGCUUUAUGAAUUUAUCAAGAACUUACAAAUGAAGAAGGUCACAGAUCGAUCUUUUAUAAAACCUUAUUUGAUGAUUUAUGCUUCAAAGGGAUGAUGCCUGUCAUAUAAGCAAACUUUUUGGCUUACAACUAUUUUUUUAAUAUUAGCCUUCUAGUCUGUAAUGGAAAUUGUAUAUUUUGAUAGAAUUUUUUCUCCAUUGGUUAAAUUAGCAUUACUUAAAAUUUGUUUCUUUAGAAAAUAAAUACAGGUUACAGAAGUGUGUAUAUGUAGAGGUUAUAGGCUCUCUAAGCCAUCUUGCUUCUGAUUUUUCAUUGCUCUAUAAUUCCUUUUAUUGAAAAUACUGUGUUAUGAAUGGUAUUAAUUUUAGUCUCUGGAACUUCCAAAACCAAGCAAAGGGAUGUGACUAUUUUGAAUGAAUCAAAAUGUCAGCCUGUAUGUGUACUAUAUCUGUACUUUCUCUUUAUUUAAAAAGGAAUAAUGAAAAAUCAAGAACAAUUCAUCACCUUUGGUUGAACUGUUCAGCUUUUCAAGACUUCUUUACUUACAAUGAAUACAUUUAAUGAAUGUACAUUCUUCUCACUGACUUUGGUAAUUUUAAAACUUAGAAUGAUAUAUUUCUAUCUGUGAUAUCUUUCCACUUGAAAAAUCUCAAAACACAGAUUAAAAACCUAAUAGGCUAUAUAGUACUUUUUAUUUUGGGAGCCAGAGUAUGAUUUGGGGGAAAGAAAUGUAUCAGUCCUACUGCAGUGUAACUCUGUCUUUUCUCAUAAGUCCACUUUGAUUCUUUGUAUGGUAUAGGAUUUUGAGUCUUCUAUUUCUAGGCAUGUUCUUAUCUUCCAUUAUCUUUAAAUAUUGAUAAACUCUCCCAGACACCAAAGAACAUAUUUGCUUAAUUAAGUGUCUGAACAGAAACAAGACAAAAACACUGGUAUUUUUAUGUGCGUAUUCAAUAUCAUAUAAAAUAUAAAACCUAUAUUUUAACUUAGUAAAAUAUUUUACUACUUCUGUACUUUAGACAGAGUGUUGCAUCCAAGGUACAACGAAUGAGCAUUUUUCUUGAGUCUUGAUCCAUCUUUUAUUACUUAAACGCAGCUUGGAACCUUUACUCCCCUAAAGAGUUUUUGCCACUAGAAUUGUUGCUGAUCAUUCAGUUUAUGUCAUUUCCCACCCCAGGAAUCUCCCGUAGGUUAACAUAUUUUAUGUAAACAUUUAGCUCCUUCUUAUGUUAAGCUGACAUUACCUGCCUCAUUUUGAAAUUUAAUGCUGUCGUAAAAAUGAGAAGCACUUAGUAUUUAUUUUUUAAGUAACCAAAAAAGUCCAUGCCAAUAAUGAACAGAAAAAGUAUUUAUUCAUAUGGAAUUCACUAGGUUCUUGAGGAAGAAAGCAGUCAGCGUUUUAAAUUUUUAGAUUUUAGGAUAUUUAUAAGGUUUGAACAGACUCUGCCCCCCACCCCUUUCUUCCCUUCUCUGCAUCCUCUCUUCUUGAAAAGAAAACUCAAAUUUGUUCACAUUAGAAUUUCUCAGCAUAUAAAUCUGUUUUCAAAAUAAAUUGUGUUGUAUAAACUUUCUCCGUGAUGAAAUAGUCAAGGACUAGAAUCUGUAAUAUUUUAAUGUAAGAUUACUUGUUAAGACUACUACAAGUGGACAUGAACUACCUUUCUAUAAAGAUUUUUAGUAUUUAUACUUAUGUAUGAAAUUUAUAGAGUGUGGUUAAAAUUGGGAACAUCUGCUUUAAACAGGGUUUAUUUUUCUAUCUUGAAUUUGCCUUACGUGUAUUCAGAGGCUCUGGAAAUAACAUUAGGAAAAGUACAAAUAUGCUGUUUCAUGUAUUUGAAAAUCAAACUCUUAGUAUGUACUUUUUGUCUUUUUCUUUUCCUUUUUUUUUGACCUUCAUUCCCUUAUUUAGGUCCAUGUAAUUCAUUUUAUAGCCAUUAAUUCUAAGGCAAAAAGCUUCCAGCCCAUCACUCUUCAUCCUCUCAUGGCUCCAGGUCCUGUAGCGGCACCUGUCACAGUGCCUUGCACACAGUAGGCAUUCAGUACAUAUUUAUGUGCACGAAUGAGUGAUGGAUUCUCAGUGUAACUGAUUUAUUACAAAAAAGUACUUUGACUCUACUUGGUCUUGGAGUUUAAAAAUACAGAAUUGUAAUUGUAAUUCCCUGUAGGGAAUGAAGAGUCCUAUGCAGAUAUUUUAAUGGAAAGGAAGUACGCAUUAAAGUUUGACUUAACCAUAAGUAACUGGAGACACCCUUCUCUUGUCCCACCAGUAAAAGAAAGCGCCUUUUCUUCAUUCAUAGGACACCUUUUCUGAGUCAGGCAACAGUAAGAAGCUUGUGGGUUUCAGUCAGCAGCUCUCAACCCUGACUGUACGUUAGAAUCAUUUGGGGGCCUUUAAAAAAUUCCGUUGCCUGAAUCCUGUUUCUGAUUUAAUUUGUAUGGUAUGAGACCUGUUCAUCAGUAUUUUUAAAAAGUUGUUCUUCAGGUAUUUUAUGUUCAGAAAGGAUCUAAAAUCACUGGCUCAAUUUGUUACGAAAACGAUGCCAGUAUUAAAUGUUGUGUCGUCUCCUCCUUUUUUUGUUUUUGUUUUUUUUUCUUUUGUGGCCACCUUUUGCACUAGACCAUCCCCAUUAUUGGUGGUAUUGGCCUAUAGUUCCACAAGACAAAUUCAAGUCUUAUUUAUUUAAUAUACGAAUAUUUUGCUGUUUAAUAUUUAAACAAUGUUUAAUAUAUUUCCUUAUAAACUAGUAUUAUAGUUUAUGGUUUGUUUCCCAUGUGUCCAUAUCCUUUACUAACUUUUUUUUUAACAGCAGCAUGACAACAGUCCAUACAGAAAUAACUAAUUCAUAAUGAGGAAAAUUUCAUAAUUUUUAAGGUAGAAGGAAAUAAAGUAUUAAUUUCUUAUCUGCCAUGCAGAAUUAGACAAAUAGAAUUUGCUUAUGAAAGGAAAGAGGCAUACUUUUUAAUUGGUCUACACAGAAAAGUAAAAGUAAAUUAUUCAUUUAAGAUUCAUUAUCUAAUAAACAUUGAAGGAAAUAUUUUUCCUAAAUAAAAAAUUUUGUGACUCCUAAUAAAAUGAAA
This is a messenger RNA of Eubalaena glacialis (North Atlantic right whale), 4798 nucleotides long. RefSeq names its product cell division cycle 73 (gene CDC73). The transcript has 17 exons. Gene Ontology annotation, molecular function: RNA polymerase II complex binding. Gene Ontology annotation, cellular component: Cdc73/Paf1 complex. The coding region runs from base 52 to 1647 and encodes 531 amino acids. NCBI's taxonomy places the organism in Eukaryota, Metazoa, Chordata, Mammalia, Artiodactyla, Balaenidae. The record is from RefSeq and is a predicted model, not a curated record. Gene Ontology annotation, biological process: transcription elongation by RNA polymerase II; positive regulation of transcription elongation by RNA polymerase II.